AUGGACCUGGACAACGAAGAUCACGCAGCGCGCUCGUCGAAGAGAACAAAAAACAUCAUCACGCCCGGCGAGGUCAUCACCUCAGAUCCUCAAUGGAUGCGCGGUCACGGCACAUAUAUCAACGACAAUGGCGACCUAGCGCCCAUCAUUCGCUCAACCCUCGCUGGUACACUGCAAAAGACCAACAAGCUACUCUCCGUCGUACCGUUACGCGCCCGCUACACGCCAGAAAUUGGAGACUUGGUGAUUGGAAGGAUCAUUGAGGUUCAGUCGAGGAGGUGGAAGGUUGAUGUUGCCGGCGCUUUGACUGCUGCUCUACCCUUGAGCAGUAUCAACUUGCCUGGUGGUAUUCUGCGCAAGAGAACCAGCGUCGAUGAGUUGAACAUUCGCACAUUCUUCGAAGAGGGAGAGCUAUUGGUCGCCGAGGUGCAGAGUCUGUUCCAAGAUGGCUCGGCUUCAUUACAUACCCGCAGUUUGAAGUACGGCAAGUUGCGCAACGGUUACUUCAUGGCUGUGUCAGGUGUCGGAGGUGGCGCUGGCGUUGUAAGAGCAAAGAGACAAAUCUUCACCCUGCAGACCUCUAGCAGAGGCGGCGAGGUCGAUGUUGUCCUCGGAGUCAACGGCUACAUCUGGAUCUCCAAGCACAUCGAGGCAGACAAGAGCAAGGAUGUCAGCAUUACCAGAAUCGAGGAACAAGUCAGCACCACCAUGUACUCGAGCCAGAACGACGACAUCAGUCCGGACACAAGAAGAGAGAUCGCAAGAGUCGCUGGCUGUAUCAGAGCGCUGGCUGAGAAUGGCGUCAAGGUUGAUGAAGAGAUGGUACGCAGAUCAUACGACGCUAGUCUCGAUCUCGAGCAGGAUGAGGCUGAAGAAGGCGCUGGCUUCUUGGGUGGAGAAAGAGGAAGACUUAUCGUCGACAUGGCAUUGAGAGGCUCCGGCUGA
This is a messenger RNA of Aureobasidium subglaciale EXF-2481, 945 nucleotides long. RefSeq lists its product as uncharacterized. The record is from RefSeq and is a predicted model, not a curated record. The transcript has a single exon. Gene Ontology annotation, biological process: TRAMP-dependent tRNA surveillance pathway; U4 snRNA 3'-end processing; CUT catabolic process. The coding region runs from base 1 to 945 and encodes 314 amino acids. NCBI's taxonomy places the organism in Eukaryota, Fungi, Ascomycota, Dothideomycetes, Dothideales, Saccotheciaceae. Gene Ontology annotation, molecular function: RNA binding. Gene Ontology annotation, cellular component: nuclear exosome (RNase complex); cytoplasmic exosome (RNase complex).